AGACCCAUUUGAUAAUCUUGAGUUAAAAACUAUUGAUGAGAAGGAAGAACUGAGAAACAUUCUGGUAGGAACCACUGGACCCAUUAUGGCUCAGUUAUUGGACAGUAACUUGCCCAGAGGUGGCUCUGGAUCUGUGUUACAGGAUGAAGAAGUCCUGGCAUCCUUGGAGCGGGCAACACUAGAUUUCAAGCCUCUUCAUAAACCCAAUGGCUUUAUAACCUUACCACAGUUGGGCAACUGUGAAAAGAUGUCGCUGUCUUCCAAAGUGUCCCUCCCCCCCAUUCCUGCAGUAAGCAAUACCAAAUCCCUGUCCUUCCCCAAACUUGACUCUGAUGACAGUAAUCAGAAAACAGCCAAGCUGGCAAGCACUUUCCAUAGCACAUCCUGCCUCCGCAAUGGCACGUUCCAGAAUUCCCUAAAGCCUUCCACCCAAAGCAGUGCCAGUGAGCUCAGUGGGCAUCAGAGUCUUGGGCUUUCAACUUUGAACUUGGACAGUGGCACAGAAAUGCCAGCCCUGACCCCUUCUGAUAUGAUAUCCCAGAUGCCUUCCCUCUCUGUCUUGUCUGUGUGCACAGAAGAAUCAUCACCUCCAAAUACAGGUUCCACGAUUCUCGACUAUCUCUUUGUACAUGGACAGCUCUGUGAGAAGGGCUUCGACCCUCUUUUAGUGGAAGAGGCUCUGGAAAUGCAUCAGUGUUCAGAGGAAAAGAUGCUGGAGUUUCUUCAGUUAAUGAGCAAAUUUAAGGAAAUGGGUUUUGAACUGAAAGACAUUAAGGAAGUUCUGCUAUUACACAACAAUGACCAGGACAAUGCUUUGGAAGACCUCAUCAUUUCAGUCUUAAUGACUAAAUGA
Myotis myotis is the source of this 853-nucleotide messenger RNA. RefSeq names its product ubiquitin-associated protein 1-like. The record is from RefSeq and is a predicted model, not a curated record. Gene Ontology annotation, molecular function: ubiquitin binding; DNA binding. Lineage: Eukaryota; Metazoa; Chordata; Mammalia; Chiroptera; Vespertilionidae. The transcript is spliced from 2 exons. Gene Ontology annotation, biological process: ubiquitin-dependent protein catabolic process via the multivesicular body sorting pathway; regulation of DNA-templated transcription. The coding region runs from base 86 to 853 and encodes 255 amino acids. Gene Ontology annotation, cellular component: ESCRT I complex.